AUGAAGAAAGUUAAUAAAUUAGAUCUUUGUCAUUUUCCAGGUUAAGAAAUUUUAUUAUAAUAUGAUAAUAAUCGUAUUUUAUAACUUGAUUUACUCAAAUCCCUAAAUAUUUCAAAUCCUAGUCUCAUAUAUAGGAAUUUUAUAUGA
Molecule: messenger RNA, 147 nt
Organism: Paramecium sonneborni
Lineage: Eukaryota; Ciliophora; Oligohymenophorea; Peniculida; Parameciidae
Source: the annotation of a GenBank genome assembly